AGGUUUAAGAUGGCCGGCGAUGAGGAGAAGAUCGGUUGGAUGUCCGACAAUAACGCCAAAGAGUGCUACGAAUGCGGCGAUAAGUUCACGGCAUUGCGGCGAAGACAUCACUGCCGGAUCUGCGGUCAGAUAUUUUGCACGAAAUGCGCGGACGACGAGAUUGACGCCAAACUUCUGGGCCUAAGCUGUCGCGGAUCCGUUCGGUCGUGUCAUUACUGUUACAAAAUUGUCAAUCAAUUCAUUAAUGACAAACAUUUGGACACAAACUCCGCGAAUAGAGACUCGGAUUUCAAUCAGUUUCGGGAAAUUAUUUUCUCCAAAGGUUUCGCACAAAACGCUUGUCUCGACCAAAACGAGUCUUCUUUGCCAAUCAGAUGUGCGGAUCAGUUGAGCGUUAAUCCGAUCCCAAGCCCUCACUCUUUGAUGUCAUUUCGACGCAAGGGUUCCAUUGGUUUUCGCGAAGAAGAAUAUGCAAAACCAAAGUCACGGGUUAUAGACAUUGAUAAGGAGGCCUUAACUAAGAUAAGUAGCGCUUCCGCAUCGCCUUUGCAUAAAGCGACUUUAAGACAAACAAAGCCGUCGGUCUCUCCCGGCAGACGGAUAGCGUAUUCGACGUCAACCUAUGAUAUAGAGAUGGACUUCGAGAAGGAUCGGGUCUUUAUUAGUAAAGCCGACAAAAAGGAUGAAUCCAUUGAUAAUUCUUUGGAUGAGAAGCCAAUGGAAAUUCAAACGACAACAACGGAUGGAUUGAGCGUUGAUUUCGAAGUGACGACCGCUUCCUCUAAUUGGGUACUUCUUAAAGACGGAACCGAAGAAAAUUAUGGCUCAGAAACCACUUUAAGACAGACAAAGCCGUCGGUCUCUCCCGCCAGACGUAUAGCGUAUUCGACGUCAACCUAUGAUAUAGAGAUGGACUUCGAGAAGGAUCGGGUCUUUAUUAGUAAAGCCGACAAAAAAGACGAAUCUAUUGAUAAUUCUUUGGAUGAGAAGCCGAUGGAAAUUCAAACGACAACAACGGAUGGAUUGAGCGUUGAUUUUGAAGUGACGACCGCUUCCUCUAAUUGGGUACUUCUUAAAGACGGAACCGAAGAGAAGUUUGUUUACGAUUCACUCAACAAUACGUACAAUAAAUUAUACGUCAAACGAGUGUCUGUCACUGAGUUGGCUAAAUGUGAUCCAUCGGAUGUCUACCAAAAUAAGUUUGUUUACGAUUCACUCAACAAUACGUACAAUAAAUUAUACGUCAAGUUAUUGACACAAUUGUUGGAAGACGAGUGUCUGUCACUGAGUUGGCUGAAUGUGAUCCAUCGGAUGUCUACCAAAAUCUCAUCAGUGGUUCGACCCGACAGUCACAACGAUAUCGACGAAAUGGAUAUCAGAAAUUAUAUUAAAAUUAAGACAAUACCAAAUGGCGUGAAAAAUGAUUGCCAUAUUAUAAAUGGUAUUGUGUUUACUAAAAACGUGUCCAAUCGUCGGAUGAGACAAAUCAUAACUAACCCAAAGAUUCUUCUGCUUUCGUGUUCUAUUGUUUAUCAAAGAUAUGAAAAGAAGUUAACAAUUUUGGACACAAUUCUAUUGCAAGAGAAGGAAUACAUUCAAAAUUUAGUCGCAAAAAUCUGUUCUUACGGUCCGGACAUUAUUCUUGUGGAGAAGACUGUCGCCAGAAUUGCUAAAGAGAUGCUCUUAGAGAACGGCAUUACUCUUGUUUGUAACGUAAAACCAGUAAUCAUUGAAAGGAUGUCUCGCUUCACGGGCGCCGCUAUAGUGUCCUCACUGGACGCCCAAAUAGGUUUACCACAACUCGGGUUUUGUCAUAAAUUUUAUUUGCAAACAUUCAAUCAAAAGACUUUAAUGUAUUUCGAUGGCUGUCAGCCACACUUGGGCUCCACUAUUCUUCUGAGAGGAGGCACUCUCGAAGAACUGAAGAAAAUGAAAGCCAUUCUUUCAUUUAUGGUGUUUUGUGACUUCAAUUGGCAACUCGAGAGGUCUUUUCUUAUGGAUGAGUACUGUUCGGUUCCAAUUCAAUCUCCCGAUGAAUCCAAUUCAGCGCUUAAUAUACGAAACAGUGGUACGAACUCCAGUCCACCGAAACCACCCGAACGAACCAUUUCUACCUCUUUAGUUGACGACAAUUCAGAUCCGUUGCGAUCAAUGGUCUCUGAGUGUAGUUCUCGUGAGAUAUUAUCACCGUUAAGUUGUUCUCCAUUUAUAAACAUUCCUUUGCCUUAUUUGUUGACAACUGCGGCCAAUAAUUCUAAGCUAAGAAAGUUUUUCAAUCCAAACAUUAUUUGGUCGAAAAGAUUUGAAGAAAAUUCAUCCAAAGAGAGCGAACUCUUGAAAGUAGAGAACACAUUGAAUAUGCGAAACAGAGAGCAGUCGUCUCCUGUUGAGCCGUUUUCUGUUAAGAAACAUCCGUUUUUGAACAGAAAUAUUAUAAUGCCCUCCAAUUCGCACGACAUUAAGUCAUUGAUUGCCGACUUUCGAGCCAACGGUCCCUUCUUUAAUGUCAAUGAAAAUCAAUCGAAACAAAAAACAGUUGAAACAAAAUUGUCUGAAAAUGAAACAAAAAUUGCCGAACAAGUUAUGCGAAUCGAUGCCUUGAAUCCCACAGUCCAUCAAAACCUAUCUGUUUUAUUCUCGAGCUUUUCGUACGCGUCGACCAAUGCUCCCAAUUAUUGUGUUAAGCCGUGGAUUAUAAAUAUGGACUUUUAUGGAUCCAAUGAUAUACCGCGGUUUCCUCGAGCGCUACUUGUUUUAUUCUCGAGCUUUUCGUACGCGUCGACCAAUGCUCCCAAUUAUUGUGUUAAGCCGUGGAUUAUAAAUAUGGACUUUUAUGGAUCCAAUGAUAUACCGUUAGGCGGUUUCCUCGAGCGCUACUGUUUUCGUCCGUCGUAUACGUGUCCGAGCAGUAACUGCUCCACACCUAUGAUAGAACACGUCCGACGUUUUGUACACUCCAAUGGAUGUGUUCUUAUUGUGUUAAGACAAUUGCAGCAGAAGGUGGAGGCGGCCGAUAAGGCCAUCAUCACGUGGUCGUGGUGUCAGAAAUGCAAGACCGGAACCCCGUAUUCAACGCUGUCUCCCGACUCGUGGUCGCUAUCGUUCGCCAAAUAUCUGGACCUUAAGUUCUAUUCGCCUCAUUAUAGACGAAGAGCCACAUCGAGUUCGGUGCCGUGUUUUGAGCACUCCCUACACGUCGAUCACUUCCAGUUCUUUGCCUACAAGCAAGUGGUCGCCAGCUUUAAGUACCUUCCCGUCCAUAUCUACGAGAUUGCGUUACCGCCCACUCGAGUCCCUAUUCUUUGUCACACAUUUUGCAGAACAGAUUUUAUUGAAGAUUUGAAACAAAUCGCGAUUAAAGGAUACGAAAUCUAUUCAUCGAUUCUCGAGAAAUUGCUUUCCAUUAAAGAGGAAACGAGUGGAACAAAGUAUGAGAUAAUUGUCAACGAAUUCAUGAUAAUUGAAAAGAAAGAAAGGGCACACUUUAGACAAUGCAUCGAAGAGAUUCAGUUGACAUUAACUUCUUAUAGCAGUGAAUCGAUUGAUGAGAAAAUUGUCGAUAAACUUCACGAUUCGUUAAUACAUUUAAAGAAAAUAAUCGCCGAAUCUAUUCACACAUGGAAUCAAAAAAUCCAAGACUUUGUCACCAAUAAGAAAAAGGACGACAAAAUCGCACAAAAAUCGGGACCCGUUCCCAACCCAACGAUUAUACCCAAACCAUCGACUAUUGUAAGCACAGGAAGCGAUGAUAUGCAUAGUCCGCCAACAGAUACCUUAACUCCGGAUCAUUCAGGCAUUAAUUCGAGAACUAUUUCGAUUUCAAGCGCCACUUCGCUUGUGUCGAGUCUGGACGCCAUUAAAGGUGACAUCAAUCCCAUAGAAGUGUUGAAGGCAUGUAUCGAAGAGCAAGAAAUUGAGUGCAAAGAAACUUUGAAAGCGUUGGAAACUAUUAAACCUAACGAUGACAUGAAACAAGAUAUUAAUCACAUGAGAGAGCGGAUACAUAGGAGAGAUGACACACAACUUUCAGUUUCCAGUUAUGGAUAUGAAGUAGACGUCGGUAUAAAUCACUGUCUCGAGAAUGGCGUUGACUUUGAGGCGAGUUCUGACAACUAUGCCGUUUAUACGAUUCACGACCCGAAUGGCGAUCACAAAAAACAAGAGGACAACCAGUCUUUGAGAUCUACUGAGAUAAAGCCCGUACUCUCCGAACCCACGCCUUCCGCUGUUAAGCGUAUUUUUAAAGAAUUUCUUUCCAAUGCAAACAAUCUAACCGUUAAUAAUCCAUUCCCGUUGAGUGAACACUAUAUUCUUCCCGCAUAUAAAGAGAAUAUAGCAAUAGUGGUGAAGGACGACGACCCGGGAUCUAUCAUUGCCUACUCGUUGACCAGUUAUGACUACGAGCGACAGUUGACAGAACUGAUGCGUCAGUCGUCGAGUCCUCUCAUCAAAAGAAAGCUAACGUUUUCCUCAGAAAUAGAGACCACAACUGAUUCUUCUAUAAGCAAAAGCUCAGCCAAUACUGUCGCUCAACACAUCGAUCUUCAGUACAAUGACUCGAACGCAAAGUUUUACUGUUGUGUGUAUUUUGCCGAACAUUUUCGUAAGUUUAGGGCUAAUGUCUUGGAUUCAGUGAACGGCGAAGAGUUGUACAUUCGGUCACUAAGCAGUUGUAUCCCAUGGAAGGCUAGAGGCGGCAAAUCGGGCUCAACAUUCUGCAAGACAAUCAAUGACCGGUUCAUCUUAAAAGAGAUGUCAAAACUUGAAUUGCAAUCUUUCCUUAAUAUCGCGAACUAUUAUUUUGAUUACUGUUUGCGGUCUAUAAGCGAAUCGAAGCCCUCAAUGUUGGCCCGAAUAGUGGGCGUCUAUCGGACCAGUUAUAAGAAUACGGCCACAAAUAACGAAUCCAAACUCUAUCUAUUAGUGAUGGAGAAUCUGUUUUAUAGAUGUAAUAUAAGCCAAAAGUUUGAUUUGAAGGGUUCGAUGAGAAAUCGUUUGGUGAAUACAAACUCUCUAAACAUAAAAAGCGAUCAAAUCGUACUGUUGGACGAGAAUCUGAUUCAAAUGACGUGCGACUGUCCUCUCUAUGUCCACUCCUACUCGAAGGCCAUAUUAAGGACAGCCAUUGAUAACGAUUCGCUGUUCUUGUCGUCGCAUUCUGUUAUGGAUUACUCUCUAUUGGUUGGCAUUGAAGACGAGACGAACCAAUUUGUGGUCGGAAUUAUUGAUUACAUCCGUCCCUUCACUUGGGAUAAGAAGAUUGAAUCAGUGGUGAAGUCAGUGGGCAGUCAGGGAAAGCUGCCGACUAUAGUUCAGCCCGAUUUAUACCGCAUCCGAUUCUGUGAGGCUAUGGACCAAGUUGUGAUUAUACAGUAG
This is a messenger RNA of Medioppia subpectinata, 5376 nucleotides long. Lineage: Eukaryota; Metazoa; Arthropoda; Arachnida; Sarcoptiformes; Oppiidae. The record is from the annotation of a GenBank genome assembly.